CUGCUAGCAAAAAUAUUUUUUGGCGCUCUAGGUGCGGUCACAUCAAACCUAAUUUAAGAUAAGUUUUCCAAAAAUAUAAAUAUAAAUAAGCUCUAGGAAAGUUAUGUCCAGCAAUCAGGAUGAGCGGAUUGCUAAAUGAAAUCCAACGGAUCCUCGGAGAAAUUCAGUCUGGGAAGUCGGCCAGCCGAAACAAGGGAAUCGAACAGUUGGACGAAAAGCUGUCCAAUUGCAGGGAGGAUCUUAAUACCUUAUUUCUGAACAAAAAAAGUGAUUUGUCGUGGUCUACGAUUUUUGAGACCUCCAAAGAGGCACUCUUCAAGCAUGCAGGAAACUUGGAAGAGGCGAACGAAAAGUCCUACAAGACCUUGACGGGAAAAACCUAUUUAUACGACAAUGUGAUCGAAAAGAUCACCCGAUUCAACCUGGAAGCUGGAAUGCAAACCUCUGGAAACGGGCACUUUCUGGCCAAGACGACCAUCUUCACUGCAUUCGAGGAGGGCAUUAAAAUGCGAGUGGUGGUGAAGCACUUUGGAUGUUGCAUUCUUAGUCUGGUGGACAGAGGCAUAUACUCCUCGGCCAGCUAUGUGCGCGAUCUGAAGAUCAAUGAGUACAGUCGCAUUCUCUCUUACCUUUUCGAGCUGAACGUGGGCAAGGAUGAGUUCCUGCGAACUAGGAUAUUGAAAUGCAUCGUCAAGACGGUUACUUUGGCCCGGGAACGUGUUCAGUUGCAUGUAGAUCUAGUGGAAUAUCUCCCAGAGCUAAGCAAUUUUGCAAGCUCGGCAAUGGGAGCUAGAAAAAUAGAUAUUGUUCGACUCUAUUUGAUAUUCGCAUCGGAGCUUUCGGUUAACUACCAUCAUCAACUGUGCAUCCACAUGCAGGAGAUUCUGCCUAAACUAUGCACGUUUUAUGACGAGGAUGUAUUCCGCGACGACACUCGAAACCUUUUCUUUGAGUGCAUCACUGUGUCGCUUAAGUCGCUGUAUCCCAACCUGAACUUGUGUGAUUUUAAUACCCUUGGGGUGCCUCUUCAUGAAAAGUGGGCGAAAACUUUACUGCGAUUAAAAACCAUUGUCAACAUGGAAAUCCGUAAAAACUCAUUGGCUCGCUACAAAGCACACACACAAUUGUGCAAUGACAAGUUUUCAGAGCAAUUCCUCAAGAUGUCAGCCCUAACCAUGUAUAUCGUACUGUGGAACUUAGAAGCGAAAAACCCCGAUGAAAAUGCAGAAGACGAUGUUCCGAAAAAAGUACCAAAACCUGCAGACAAAUUGGAAGUUAUAUUUGACCUGAUUGAUAAGAAGGAAGUCACCUUUAAUGACGUUUGGUUUGCCAUCUUCACCGAAUUGCUACAGCUGAGCGACGUGAUCCUGAAUAUGGCCAACUAUCAGCAGGCGUUAACAACAGUGGCCGAAAUAUUGCUAAUGUACGGUAAUGCCAAGAAUCUCAGAAAUCUACGUCUGUGUUUGGCUACGCUGCUCAAGAAGGAACAGGAGCUCCUAAAGUCCAAAUCCAUACACGAGGACUUUUUGGGGGAACUUUGGAGCAAGAUGGCGAACCAUCUAAUAUCGGAGACUACCACCAACAGCGAAGAGAUCAAGGAAAAACAAUUGAUGUUGCAAAUGCUGAUCAGACAUAACAAAUUGAAUCAGAAGAUGUCCACCAGCUUACUGCACGUCAUCACAUCCAACGAGAUGCUGAAACGCAAUGAGUGUUUCGCCACAAUUCGUGAGAUAUUUAUACAUGCAGACAAGUGUGAACUGGACAAGGCCUCCGCGGAUCUGGAGCCCAUUAUAGCGUGGGCCUACGGCAGUGGCGACCGAAACAGUGCCGCUCAAUUGAUACAUAAUAUAGCCAGCAUCGAUGUGCAUCUACAGGCAGACACCUUUGCCAUCGGCAUCAUCAACUUUCUGGACGAGCAGCAGCUGCAAGAGAUGGGAAAUACAGAAGAAGUUUGCAACAACCACAACCUCUUGGCCUACAAAUACAAUAAGCAGCUGAUAUGCCUGAACAAGGAUUACGCUGCUCCCUUUGUCUCAAUCGCCCAGCUGCAGAGCGAAACAAAGAACUGUCUGUUUCAGAGCAAUUAUGAGUGCCUUAUGCGAGCCCUUAACUUUGAAAUUGCUAAAGAGAACAGUCCAGCUGCUAUUUUGAAGAACCUAAACAUCUUGCUGAGAUUGACCAGCACUAUGGAAAGACUUUUGUACUACAAGGUUUUUGAUGGGGAGAAUUUUACUGGUUGUCCUUUGAUCAAGAGAAUUGGCCUGUUCCUCAGCCACAUUGAGUUUCAGUACAAAGCGAUUAGUUCGGAAAUGUUAGAUGAAAGUGAUUUGCGCGAGAUUUUAAGGCUACAAAUAGACGUACUUGGUGUAUUCAAAACGAACUCGGAUCUACUUAAUUACUUGGACAGACAACCAAUAGAAAUGUUGGUGGAAUUCGUUGGCGCUGCUCUUAAGCUGCAUUGUAUGCAGAGGGAGAGAUCUGAAAAUGCGGAUCAUAUGCUCAUCACCCAUCAGUGCCUUAACAUUUUGGCAGGCUUGAGUGCCUGCAGUUCGCACCGGGAUGAAUCCUUUAGCCACAUAACGAAGGUGAUCAUGCGAUGGCAGCCCCAAGAUGUGAUUAUAGUGACAAAGAUGUUGUGCAGCUGCCAAACAAUAUCGGAUGCAUCCAGCACUUGGUUAGUAAGCAAACUGAAGACAGUUUUCCAGAAUCAUUAUCAGGAUUUGGACAUCAUGGAACAAGUGGUUGACCACCUGCCAACGAUUUUCCGCUUUGUACAUAAAACUGAACAAGACUUGGACGACAUGCUAAUGGCACUUUUCUCCCUGCUAAAAAUUGCUCUUAAAAAGUCCUACACGUCUCAUUUAACCGCGAAUAUUGUUCGCUGUGUGGGUUUGGUUGCUCAGCAAUGUCCCGACAUUUAUCUUCAAGAAAAUUUUUCUGUGAUAUGCAAAUCCACUGCAAAAUUCAUCACCAUGCCCACUUUGGAAGUACGUUUUGCUACACUCUUUACAUUCACCAUUCUCCUGAAAACGAACUGUGUGGCUAGCGACGUCAUUGGACAUUCACAAACUCACUGGGACUUCUGCCAGGAGCUCUACGACAGCAUUGAGUUCAAGAAACUAGCGGUGGAAAGCGGAGAGGAUGCUUUUCAGAAUAGCAACGCGCUGAUAAUUCAAAUGCUUAUUGCCUUUUUUGUGCGCAGCUCCUUCCACCAAGAGAUUGCUUUAAAUGAGCUACUCCGUUACUGCGCAGUUCGCAGGCUAACAGAAUCGGAGUUUAUUUCCCUGCAAAGUACGGUUCCCUGCUAUGGACAAACUGUGCGCGAUCUUAUCCAGCCCUUUGCCAGCAUUCUGCUUCACAAGUGGAGCUCUCAGCACUGGCCUAUUUCCAAGUUUCCCUAUUUUCUGUGCUAUGAAAGAAAACGUCAGUUUCGUCGAGAACAUGCUAGUGAAGUUAUGGCUUACACAUUCCUCUAUGGCAAAACGGAAGACAUAGAAAAAUGUAGCAAAUCAAACAGCGAAGAGUUGGCCCUUCCCAUAUUGGCUUCAUUUUUACUGCCCAAGAAUUGCCUUUGCAACGAAAGCAAGGGCAACGACUUUAAAGAAAACCAUCAGCUUCUGUCGGAGAACCUUAGAUACUCCCAACUUAAUGCUACAGAUGUGGAUGUAAAUGUGGACACACUUUGCUGCGUGAUUAGUUUCUUACAUGACCCAAAGGAAAUUAGGAGGCUGUUCGGCUCUUCUGUAACGUUUUGUGGAAUUUCCAGCUGGUAUAAUCUUAGCGCAGAAUCUGUCUUUAAUUGCCUUAACCUGCAUAUUGAUCCCAACAACAAUUCCUCGCAGGACAGUCGAAUUCAGUCUAUGGCCACGCUUCAAAUCAAACAUCCCGGUUUAUUGGUCGAUUUAUUUGGACGCUUGAAAGCCAAUUGCUUCACAGCUAGCUUUUCCAGUCAGGCCAUGAAUGAUUUUUUUCACUAUUGCGAAAUUGCUGAUGCUGUCUAUGAUGCAUUCCAAAACCAGGAAAAGAAGAAUCAACAAUGUUCCUACUUUGUUUGCGACAUUUGGUUCUUUGUGGUUCGGUUUUUGAUGCACACCAAGUCCAGUCGGGUACAAAUGUGUGCUCUGAAUUUCCUCGAACUCUUAUUAAAUAAACCAAGACUUAGUUCGGAUGAGUUUUUAAAUCACUUGGGAGAUAUAACGAAACUGUUAAGCAGUUUUCAACUAGGCUGUGAAAGGGAAGAAGUAAAAUUUAAGACCAGAGCGAUUGCCUUACAGAUUUUGGAAUCGUACAAAAAGCAGAUAAACAUUAGGUUAUUUCUGGAAGAGACGACUGAUUGCGAAUUUCUUAAUCCACUGCGGCAGGAAUUUAUUUGUAGUCUGGCCAACUUCGACAAGGCGGAUGUGGCCAACAAUCUGCGCUCAUUUUUGAGGAGCCCCACCGCAGAGCGAUUGCGAGAUCUGAGAGAAUAUAUUGCCGAGCACAAGGAUCAAUUGCAAAAACAUGGAAAGCUUUUAUUUGAGGUCAUUAAUAGACUCAUUCAAAUGGCGCGAGAUUUCAGUAGCAAACAGAGCAGCUUGGAUGCCCUUAAAUGCCUGGCUCAAAUUGGACCGCUAAAGCUAGCAAACAUCUCCUACUAUUUCCAAACCGAUUUCGAAUCAUUUCAAGAGUCAGACGAUGAGCCAAUGCAAAUAUUCUUGAAAGCAGUCUGUGAGUCCUUGGAGAAGUCUCUUUUUCACUUCGAUCCAAAAACUCACGAAGCUUUGGUAUCCGUAGCCAUUCAGGUGGUUAAUAGCACCUCUGCAGCAAACAUUAUGGAUCAAUUUAAAAAUCUUAGAAUCUUUGUUGGGAUGCCAACAAAAUCGAGUUUUCUAACUUCUUAUAAGCAGAUAUCUCGCAUCGAUUGGUUGACUGCACUUAAAACCACAGAAAGCCUAGACUACGAACCUUGGAUGUGUGCCUUUGUUUCAAAAGUUUUCAAUGAGUGUGGUUGGCAGGGAUUCGAUGAUCUGGCUGCUAAGUCUUUUGCUUUUGCCAAGACCUGCCUGCAGCCUUUUAUUAAAGUUCUUUUGGAAAACGACCAGCAUCACAUGGAGAGUCUCUGCCAAAUGUUGGACUACUUUUUCGAAAGUUUCGCCAGCUCGGGAUCUUCGAACUCUCAGGACAUCUUCCACAAUAAAAGAGCCAUCAAAAAAUGUCUGCACAUAUGCGAGAGCAUACGAAUUUUUAAUAAUUGGACUAUUCCCGUCAAUCUGAGUAACGUGGUUAAGGCGAGCAAUCAUUGUCAGGCUUAUUUCUUAAGCAUUAUGUACAUGGAACUAUGGGCUUAUUCAGCCGAAGACAAGGAAAAACUCUUGGACAACGAAUCCUUUCAAGCUUGUGCCAAAGAGGCAUACGAGUCGAUAGGUUGUCUGGAUGCCAUUCCCGGUUUCGUGAACCCCAUGCGUUCCCGAUUGGAUUUUCUCGGCCGGAGUAGCAAUCUAUCCUCCAUCCUGUUGGAAUCUGAUCGCUUGGAUGGGGCCAGUAGUCAACUUUGCGUUGACAUUCUUAAAGGAAAUGGCUUGUGGUCUUUUGCCAAACUCCAGCAGCACCAGAGCCCUGAGCCCGAUUAUGAGGUCUUCUGGCGUCUGGGUCAAUGGGACUCACUCACAGACUCCAAGCAUCAGCAAGUUCAACCAAGGGCUAAAACUUCGCUCAAUCUAGAGCAGGAGUUUAAGCGGCAUCACUUCGUUGCCCUCCGGAGCAUUGGCCAGCGGGAGGAGGAGAACAGUCUGUCGGCCAUUGACAUGGCCUACAGCUGUGUGCGCAAUAUUCUGCUGGAGAUCAGCAUGGAGUGCUUGCAGAGUGUGUACAAAUAUCUGACUUGGCUUGGCUCACUUCAGCAAGCGGAGGACUUUUGUCAGAUCCAAUUUGGCAACCAACCUCAACCGGCACAGAUGACCCAGCUGUUUGGGAAAUGGCAAAAGGAAUUAGAACUCGAUUACGGCAACUUCUCUUGCAAGGAGUACGUCAUCGCCCAUCAGAUUGCUCUAUUUAAGAUAGCGGGAACGAGAGCCACUCGUCGGAUGGAGGAAUUUUACCAGAAAAAUCCCAUCGACACCUAUCUGCUUAAGGGAAUCGAGGAGUGUAAAGGCGCUGGCAAGUUAAACCUUGCAGCCAAGUAUAUCGGUACGCUUCACGACCUUCCGAACAUCUCGGAAUCUGCCAAGGUGUGCGUUCUUCUGGAAGAUGCUGAAGUUAGCCUGAAGAUGGGUCAUCAACAAAUAGCGAAAGCCAUCCUAGAGCACGUGGCAUUUCAUCAGGAGUUCGUACACUGCGUCCAACGAGUUCCUGCGCUGCGGAUGUGGGGGGAGCACCUGCUAGACUGCAAUGCCCAGUCCUUCAGUUCGGUGCAAAAUGGCUUGUUCAGCGCAUCGAUUAAGAUGAUUGAUGACUUUUUGCUGCACCGCAAGAAACUGAGCGAGAUGCACCCGAAAUCCUUUGAUUGGCAGCAACUGGAUACGUUCGCCGGUCAAAACCGGACGGCUGCCUAUGCAGCGUUGGCUAAGUAUGCGGAUCGGGAAUACCAGCAGCUGUACGACUACCGCCACUCGCAGGAAUACCAAACGCUGCAGGACAUUAUCGAGCAGAACCGCCAGACGGCUGAGAAGGUGACGCAGCGCGAGAACCAGGAUCGUCGCGUCAUCUCCAUGCAGAUGAAACGCUACGCCAGUUUGGAUGAGCGCCAACUGAAGCAUAUAGAGGAAAAGCUGACGGAGCACCUCUGUUUGGCGGUGCGCAAUCAUAUGGCAUACUGCCGACUGGAUAGCGGCUUCUCCAGCGCCGCCAUCUACCGCAUCAUCUCCCUGUGGUUCACCAACGCCGGCAACGAGCAGUUGCAGCAGAGCAUCAAGGAGGAGCUCCACACGGUGCCCAGUUACAAGUUCAUUUGUGCUGCCAACCAACUGACCGCACGGCUCAACACCAAAAACAUUAACCUACUUAAAGGACUGUGCGAGCUCCUGGUGCGCUGUGGCCAGGAUCAUCCGCAUCACACGUUCUACCAGCUGUAUCCGCUGGUGUUUGCCCACCUGGAUGGCGAGAACAGCAAUACGGAGCGAUCUGGCAUUGCUCGAAAGAUAAUUGCCAAGAUAUGCGAAAAGAAUCCAGCGGCGGCGGAAAGCAGCAAGCAGUUGGAGUCUGUGCUGCCAGCUCUAAUUACAUUUGCCAAUCAGGGCAAGACGGAUAAUAACCAACCGGUCUCGGACCCGGUGCGAUUUAAGCAAUUUGAGAAGGUGAGGCGUUGGCGGAAUCUCGACGCUGUGCACUGUCCCACGCUCGAGCUGCCCGUGAUGCCAAGCAAGGAGUACAAGAUUACAAGCGUUAUCAAGUGGAACAACGAGAUCAUGCAAUGCGGUGGACUGAAUGCUCCUGUCCGAGUAAUGUGCGUUUGCUCCGAUGGUCAGACUCGGGCGCAACUGGUCAAGGGAAAGGACGACUUACGUCAAGAUGCGGUGAUGCAGCAGGUGUUUGGUAUUGUAAACGAGCUGCUCAGACAGGACUCGGAGUUUAUCGAUCGCAAGCUAAAGUUGCGCACCUACAAGGUCACUCCGAUGUCCAUGCGUAGUGGCAUCCUGGAGUGGUGCACCAAUUCGACACCAGUGGGUCAUUAUCUGGUGGUAGAAGGAAAAGGAGGCGCACAUGCGCGAUAUCGUCCAAACGACUGGCCAAACAACAAGUGCCGAAAAUUGAGUAAUGACAAUCUGAAGGCCAACAGGGAAAGAAGAUAUUCCGUUUACAAACUAAUAUGCGAGCAUAUAAAACCAGUUUUUCACUAUUUCCUGCUGGAGAAGUUUCCCAUUCCGGGCGUGUGGUUCGAGAGACGUUUGGCCUACACCAACAGCGUGGCCACCACCUCGAUGGUGGGCUACGUUCUGGGAUUGGGCGACAGGCACACCCAAAACAUCCUUAUUGACCAGCAGACAGCCGAAGUCAUACAUAUUGAUUUUGGUAUUGCCUUUGAGCAGGGAAAAAUUCAAACAACGCCGGAGACCGUUCCCUUCCGGCUAACCCGCGACUUUGUGGCACCAAUGGGAAUAUGUGGCACGAAGGGAGUAUUCACUAAAUCCUGCGAAGCCACAAUGCAUAUUUUGCGGCAGUACAAGUCCGUUUUCAUCACCAUUCUUGAGGUUCUGCUCUACGAUCCACUUUUUAUUUGGGGCGUGCUCAAAAAGAAGCAAUCAAGCCAAUCCUCCCAACAAUCCAGCGAGGAAUCGGUUAAUCUGGUUGCCCAGCGUGCUCUGCUCCUGGUGCAGAACAAACUGGAGGGCAGGGAGGCGGGCACCCUUGGAGACUCCAACGUUGAGGCCCAAGUAGAGCGAUUGAUCAACGAAGCCACGCUGCCAACCAAUCUGUGCAUGCUCUUUUCCGGUUGGGACCCACAGCUCUAAUCCUAAGUACAUCACACUGAAAGUCCAGUUAUCAACUUCAAUAUACGUUUUUUAUGAUUUUGUAUCAAACUUGUUGCUUAAUAGCUUCAGUGGCAUUCCUUUAUAAGUUGUUUGUUCCGACAGCUGUUAUCGCAGCGGGAAACGCCCAAGUGGUAUAAAUUAUCUUGAUUUCUGAA
This is a messenger RNA of Drosophila ficusphila, 8602 nucleotides long. RefSeq names its product serine/threonine-protein kinase ATM (gene tefu). Gene Ontology annotation, biological process: DNA repair. Gene Ontology annotation, molecular function: protein serine/threonine kinase activity; protein binding. Lineage: Eukaryota; Metazoa; Arthropoda; Insecta; Diptera; Drosophilidae. The record is from RefSeq and is a predicted model, not a curated record.